Penicillium expansum is the source of this 1620-nucleotide messenger RNA. It is a transcript of the gene swc5, whose product is annotated as putative Swr1p complex component (Swc5). The record is from RefSeq and is a predicted model, not a curated record. NCBI's taxonomy places the organism in Eukaryota, Fungi, Ascomycota, Eurotiomycetes, Eurotiales, Aspergillaceae. The transcript is spliced from 6 exons. Bases 1 to 1620 code for a protein of 539 amino acids.
AUGAACGAGCAGCCCGCCCCUCCUACUGGCCCCAGCGGUGGCAGACGUGACCGCAGUACCGCCCACCGCCGUCGGAAGGAAACCUGGCGUUCCAGGCGUCGUCAACAUGCUGCCCAAGCAGCCGCAGCCGCCGCUCACGAUGCCCGCGUUGCCGAGCUGAUGGUGCGGGCAAUUCAACAGCAGGUAGAUCAAGAGGGUCUUCAACCAUCUGCUGCUCGUGACGCCCGUGUUGCUGAGCUCACUGUGCGCGCAAUCCAAGCGCAAUUGGAGCAGGAGUUUAGUACACGUGGUGGUUCAGCCCGUGGGGGUCGGUCCCGGGGCCGGGGCCGAGGCCGAGGCCGCCAUGUUCGUGGUGGUGGCGGCAGUGGCCGUGAUGCUGAUCGUGAAGGUGGUCGCAGUGGCUAUGACCGUAUGGGCGGUCACGGUCCUGUCCAUGGCGCCGGAGUGGGUGACGCCGGCCAGCAAAACCCUCCCGGUAACCAACUCCCCACCCACCAACUACCCGGCCACCAAGUCGUCCGCGAGCCCGCCCCAGGCGAUGGACCCCGGUUGUGGACAAGAUUCCACACUCUGGAGGAGAUGGCGGAAAAUCAGGAGCUUGAUGAGGAGGUCUAUGACUCCGCCGAGGAUGAAGAUUUUGAGCUAGACGCGGCACCGGACGAUUCCGACUUAUCUUCCGAUCCCGACGAGGCUACAGAACCCGCAAAGAAGAAGCGAAAGACAGAUACCCAAUCUCAAAUCCCCAAGGAUGCAGAACUCGACUCUGGAGAUGAGGCCACAAUCAGAAAAGCAAGGGAGAAGAAAGAGAAGAAGACCAAGGGAAGGAAGACCAAGGGCAAACGCGCGCGCGAUAGCGACGAUGACGAUGGCGACAUUGACAUGGACGACGAUGAAGGAGGAACAGGGGGAUUCGUACGAACGCGCGCAAUGAAACAACAAAUACAAGAAGAACAGCGCAAACCGCUAGCCAGGAUCGACGGUGCGACCGUGGACGUGGACGCCCUAUGGGAGCAGAUGAAUGCCCCCCAAGGCCUUACCAGCUUGCAGCCACCCCAGACCCAGCAGAUACCCGAAUCGGCCCCCGAACCCGAACCAACGAAAGCACAGGACCAGGGUGCGAGAGAUGUGGAACACAAAACAGGCCAUGCCGCGCACGCCGAUCAAAUGAUCAAGAUCAAGCGCACCUACAAGUUUGCCGGAGAAUGGAUCACCGAGGAGAAGGUCGUGCCCAAACACUCGGCGGAGGCUAAAGCGUUUUUGUCGAGUGGGGAGAAUGUUGAAUACGCCGAUGAGGAUGCAGCAGCCGCAAACGCUGCUCGUAACCUUCGGCGACCGCUUCGCAAGAUCUCGCGAUUCGACCCCAACCCGACCGGCACAAUAAAGAAGAGCUGGGAGAAACAACUCGUUACGGAUGACAAGGACGCGCGCGGACCCAAAAUCAACACUGUGGAGAAGUCAAGACUCGACUGGGCCUCAUACGUCGAUUCAGCGGGUAUCAAAGACGAACUGCGCACGCAUAGCAAAGCUAAGGAGGGUUACAUCGGUCGCAUGGAUUUCUUGGGUCGUAUGGAAGACAAGAGGGAAGACGAACGGCGGGCUGCACGGCUCAAGGGUGUAUGA